This is a messenger RNA of Chaetomium fimeti, 2190 nucleotides long. RefSeq names its product heat shock protein 60, mitochondrial precursor. Bases 1 to 2190 code for a protein of 729 amino acids. Gene Ontology annotation, biological process: protein refolding; mitochondrial unfolded protein response; apoptotic mitochondrial changes. Gene Ontology annotation, cellular component: mitochondrial matrix; mitochondrial inner membrane; actin cytoskeleton. The transcript has 7 exons. Gene Ontology annotation, molecular function: ATP-dependent protein folding chaperone; protein-folding chaperone binding; actin binding. The record is from RefSeq and is a predicted model, not a curated record. Lineage: Eukaryota; Fungi; Ascomycota; Sordariomycetes; Sordariales; Chaetomiaceae.
AUGCAGCGUGCGUUGACAAGAGCCUCGGUCUCUUCCCCGCUUGGGGCCGCACGGCUCCGGUCGACCCAGCAGCUCCGCUUCGCUCACAAGGAGCUGAAGUUCGGUGUCGAGGGCCGCGCAGCUCUGCUCAACGGUGUCGAGACCCUUGCCAAGGCGGUGGCCACCACCCUCGGUCCCAAGGGUCGCAAUGUCCUCAUUGAGUCAAGCUUUGGCUCGCCCAAGAUCACCAAGGAUGGUGUGACGGUCGCGAGGGCCAUCUCCCUGAAGGACAAGUUCGAGAACCUCGGCGCUAAGCUCCUGGCCGACGUCGCGUCCAAGACGAACGAGGUUGCCGGUGACGGAACCACCACCGCCACCGUGCUCGCCCGCGCCAUCUUCUCCGAGACCGUCAAGAACGUGGCUGCCGGCUGCAACCCCAUGGAUCUCCGCCGUGGUAUCCAGGCCGCUGUUGAGUCCGUUGUCGAGUACCUCCAGAAGCACAAGCGCGACAUCACCACCAGCGCUGAGAUCGCUCAGGUUGCCACCAUCAGUGCCAACGGGGAUGAGCACAUUGGCGCCUUGAUCGCCAACGCCAUGGAGAAGGUCGGCAAGGAGGGUGUCAUCACCGUCAAGGAGGGCAAGACCAUGCAGGACGAGCUCUCCGUCACCGAGGGUAUGCGCUUCGACCGCGGCUUCGUCUCUCCCUACUUCAUCACCGACGCCAAGUCCCAGAAGGUCGAGUUUGAGAAGCCUCUGAUCCUCAUGUCGGAGCAGAAGAUCUCUGCCGCCGUGGACAUCAUCCCCGCCCUCGAGAUCUCCAACAAGCUCCGCCGCCCUCUCGUCAUCAUUGCCGAGGACUUCGAGGGUGAGGCUCUUGCCGUCUGCAUCCUCAACAAGCUCCGUGGCCAGCUCGAGGUCGCCGCCGUCAAGGCUCCCGGCUUCGGUGACAACCGCAAGUCCAUCCUUGGCGAUCUUGCCGUCCUGACCAACGGCACCGUCUUCACCAACGAGCUUGACGUCAAGCUCGAGAAGCUCACCCCUGACAUGCUCGGCACCACCGGCUCCAUCACCAUCACCAAGGAGGACACCAUCAUCCUCAACGGCGAGGGUAGCAAGGACGCGAUCGCUCAGCGCUGCGAGCAGAUCCGCGGCGUCAUGGCCGACCCCACCACCUCCGAGUACGAGAAGGAGAAGCUCCAGGAGCGUCUCGCCAAGCUUUCUGGUGGUGUCGCCGUCAUCAAGGUCGGUGGCUCCUCCGAGGUCGAGGUGGGUGAGAAGAAGGACCGCUUCGUCGAUGCCCUGAACGCCACCCGCGCCGCCGUCGAGGAGGGUAUCCUCCCUGGUGGUGGUACCGCCCUCAUCAAGGCCUCGUGCAACGCUCUCAACGACCUAAAGCCCGCCAACUUCGACCAGCAGCUCGGCGUUAGCAUCGUCAAGAACGCGAUCACCCGCCCGGCGCGGACGAUUGUCGAGAACGCCGGCCUCGAAGGCUCUGUUGUUAUCGGCAAGCUCAGCGACGAGUAUGCUGCCGAGUUCAACAAGGGAUUCAACAGCGCCAAGGGCGAGUACGUCGACAUGAUCGAGGCCGGUAUUCUCGACCCCCUCAAGGUCGUCCGGACCGGUCUGAUCGACGCCAGCGGUGUCGCCUCGCUCCUCGGCACCACCGAGGUGGCUAUCGUCGAGGCGGCCGAGGACAAGCCCGUCGGCGGCGGCGGCAUGCCCGGUGGCAUGGGCGGCAUGGGUGGCAUGGGUGGCAUGAUAGCGACCGUCAGCCCCGACUGCGUAACGGCUUACAACGAGCUCAAGCUCAACAAGAAGUACAAGUACAUCAUCUUCAAGCUGUCCGACGACAACAAGGAGAUUGUCGUCGAGAGCACCAGCGAAGACGCCCCUGAGUACGACAACUUCCGCGAGAAGCUCAUCAACGCCCAGUCCAAGACCAAGUCUGGUGCCGUGGGCAAGGGCCCCCGUUACGCCGUCUACGAUGUUCAGUACGACCUCGCAUCUGGCGAGGGCACCCGGAACAAGAUCACUUUCAUCGCCUGGUCGCCCGAUGACGCCGGUAUUAUGCCCAAGAUGGUCUACGCCUCCUCCAAGGACGCCCUUAAGCGCGCCCUGACCGGCCUGGCCGUUGAGAUUCAGGCCAACGACAGCGACGACAUCGAGUGGGACUCGUUGGUGAAGACGGUCAGCAAGGGCACUGCCGCCUAA